Messenger RNA from Panicum virgatum (switchgrass), 864 nucleotides. RefSeq lists its product as uncharacterized. The coding region runs from base 101 to 658 and encodes 185 amino acids. Gene Ontology annotation, molecular function: enzyme inhibitor activity. The record is from RefSeq and is a predicted model, not a curated record. NCBI's taxonomy places the organism in Eukaryota, Viridiplantae, Streptophyta, Magnoliopsida, Poales, Poaceae. The transcript has a single exon.
CAUCCAAAGCUUCCAGGCAAAGCGGCAACACCGCCGAACCAACGUGCCAGCACACGCAGUCACGCACCCCCCAGUCGCAGACCCAGCAAAGCAAGCAGCGAUGGCGGCGAGGCUCGUCCCCGUCCCCCCCUUCCUCCUCCUGCUCGUCCUGGCCGGCUCCCGCGCGGCGCUGGCCUCCGAGACCGUGGAGCAGAUCUGCGCCAGGGCCACGUCGGGCGGCGCCCACUCGGACCUGGCGCCCUUCUGCGUGGCGUCGCUCCAGGCGGCGCCCGGCAGCGACGGCGCCGACGCGCGCGGGCUGGCCACGAUCGCCACCAACCUGACGCUGGCCAACUACACGGCCGCCGUGGCCACCAUCAAGGCGCUGGAGCGGCGCGGGGGCUGGUCGGCGGCCCAGCGGGGCGCGCUGGCCACGUGCCGCGCGCGCUACAUCGAGGCGCUCAACGUCGUGCACAGCGCCGUCCACGCGCUGGCCGCGGGGAGGCUCCAGGACUACGCGGCGGACAUGGCGGUCGUCGGGAAGGCGGCCGCCGACUGCGAGGACGCGUUCGGCGCCGCCAACGCCGGCGGCGGGGCCUCGCCGCUGCGGAAGGUGGACGAGGACGCCGUCAACCUCACCACCGUGGCCACGCUGAUCGUCCGGUCGCUGGAGAAAUGAGCGCGCGCGGAUCGUCGGCGCCGCACUGUCCGGCUGGUUCGACGGAAAUGUAGCGUGAUCGAGCUGCGAUCUUGAGCUGCUGUGGUUAAGAAUAACAGUAUAGUGCGCCCAAGAUACCAAUCUUUGGCUAAUUGGUUGCUCCUGAACGAACCAUGAUGACGACAUGUUCUUCAGUUCUUCCUGUUCCAGCAAAAUAUUCUCGAUAA